AUGCCCUGCUUCCUGGGGCUCGCGGUGAGCAUCCACACCCCCAACGGCCCGCUGUCAGAGCACUCGAUACAGAAGCAGUCCAAAUUCCACCGCAUCACCUCGUACAUUCCUGUCCCCCCCGCCAAAGUCCCCCCCGGUGCGACCAAGCCUGAGCAGUCCACCUUCGCCAUCUCCAUCACCCUCCUCACCCCGGGCCUCCACGUCCCCUACUCGGCCCCCAAGCCAACCGACCAAGACCCGAAUCCCAAGCCCAGGAUCGUCGGCGGCCUCCCCGGCUUCACCAGCGAGCGGGGCAAGUACGGCGCUGCCAUAGCCCCCUACAAGCCGCUGACCACCUCGCCCAACGAGACCAUCGCCGCCUACAUAUACUUCGACGGGCGGGCCAAGGAGGAGGUAGCAACCCUCUUACGGCGCGGCGAGGAGACAUGGGUCAACUCACGAUGGGUCAGCGUGCCCGAUGCAGAGGGAGGAGGGCUAGCAGAGCGCGAGUUCCUGUUCCGUGAGGUCGGGCUCGAGCGCUGGCUCAACGGGCUCGAUCUCGAGGGCACAGACAAGAGCGUCGCUGCCAAGAUCGAGCGGAGAAAGCAGCGCCUGGAGAAGAAGCGCAGGAAGAGGAGGGAAGCGCGCGGCAGCAGCGACGAGGACGACGCCACGCCGUCACGAAACAGUGUCCUGCGCUACGGCGACGAAAAGGACGCGCCCGUCGAGGCCCUCUCGGGCAACGACGAUUUCUUCACGUCAGACUCGGAUUCCGACGACGAGCCGCCAGUGCCCGAAGCCGCCGGACAGAUCAAGGUCGCCCUGUUCCGCGUCUUGGCCUCUGGCGAGAUCAAGCGCGGCGAGUACUCUCCACAGUUCGACGCGCACGACGACGACGAUCCAAACGGCGGGGAUGGCGAAGACAUCGACCACACCACGAGUUUUGCAAAGCCCAAGACACUGGACCCCAAGUCGAUCAGCACCCAGACCGUCACGGGCAUCGAUCCUCCAGACAAGCCGUACGCUGUCUUUACCUUUUUGUACCGAGGAGAGCGCCAACUUCGAAAGAUGGGCAUCCUCGAGACCGACGACAAGCAGGCCGCGGUAGCCUUGCCGGUGAAGCGUCGAAAGUCGGGCCUGGACUUUGGCAGUCUCAAGCCGUUGGACGCAGCGUCGGGCACGAAGAACUUUGGCGGGUACCGUGACAUACAAUCGCCCAAGGCCAAGCAGAAGAGCGAAGACGCCAUGGACAGCGACGCGGACGACGAGGACGAGGCAAGGGGCGACGAUGGCGACGACGACAAGGACGUUGCGGACAAGGGCAUGCUCUCGCCUGAAGAUGUGGCCAAGCAAGGCGAGCUUGCGGAGGGCGUGCGGAAAAUCAAGCUGAAACGACAACACUCUGCCGAGCCACUUGGUCGGGGCGUGUCGGCAGGUGAAUCGUCAUCGGGGUCGCCGCUCUCUGGCACGCCUGCACCGGGCAGCUCGACGGCCGAGGCGUCUACGUCGGCCGCCACGACAGGCGACGCGGAGAGCAGCAUCGCCUCGCCGUUCAAGAAGCACCGAGCGUCGCUGCCGGGCUUCGACGAGAACGUGCGCAAGAGCCUGGGCCAGACGCUGCUGGGGGCGCAGAAAGAGCGGGGGAAUUCAGAGGGGACGAUUCCGACGACGACGGUCGAGUCGAAGAUGGAGGAGGAUGAUGAUGAGUUGUGA
Messenger RNA from Ascochyta rabiei, 1692 nucleotides. RefSeq lists its product as uncharacterized. Lineage: Eukaryota; Fungi; Ascomycota; Dothideomycetes; Pleosporales; Didymellaceae. The record is from RefSeq and is a predicted model, not a curated record. Bases 1 to 1692 code for a protein of 563 amino acids. The transcript is spliced from 3 exons.